AUGAGAUACUCAUAUUCAGUGACAUAUACGCCUGGAAAACACCUUGCACCAGCAGACUGUCUUUCAAGAUGCCCCAUUCCAAGCAAGGAAACAUAUGACAUGGAAGAAGAAAUUGAAGCUUUUGUUCAAAAUGUGGUUGAAAACAUACCUACGACUGAUGAAAACAUAAACAGGUUACGGGAAGCUCAGCAAGCAGAUCCCAUCUUCAGAAAGAUUGCAGUAUACUGUCAUACUGGAUGGCCAGAAAAAUCACAACUUCCAUCUCAACUAGUCCCCUACUUCUCGGUUAAAGAUGAGAUAUCACUGAUGGACAACUUACUUUUACGCAAUUCUAGAAUAAUAGUACCAUCAAGUCUUUGUCAAGAAAUGCUUCAUAGAAUACACGUCGGUCAUCUAGGAGCCACCAAAUGUCGAGAAAAGGCUAGAUUCAGUUUAUGGUGGCCAGGAAUGGCAUCAGAUAUAAAUAUGAUGGUAGCUUCAUGCCCAACAUGCAUCAAACACAGAGAAAAUCGAAAUGAGCCGCUCAUUACUUCCGAGUUUCCAAAACGUCCAUGGGAAAAGGCAGCAAUGGAUUUGUUCAAGCUUAAUGGCAAAUGGCUCAUUGUUAUAACAGAUCAGUUCUCGAGAUAUUUUGAGAUUGCAACUCUACAAUCGCUCACUGCAUCUGAAGUUAUUGAGAAAUGCAAGUCAACGUUUUCUCGCCACGGUAUUCCUGAAGUUUUAUACUCAGAUAGUGGAACGCAGUUUGGCAUCACUAGUGCAGAAUUCAGAAAAUUUGCCAAAGAGUACAACUUUUUAUGCAAAACAAGCAGUCCUCAGUUUCAUCAGAGCAAUGGCUCAGCCGAAGCAGCUGUAAAAAUUGCAAAAGCUGUUCUAAAGAAGAACAAAGGAGAUCCAUAUUUAGCUUUGUUGUCUUACAGGAACUCUCCACUGGCCAACGGUUACAGUCCAGCACAGUUAUUAUACGGACGCAGACUACGGGACAAUUUGCCUACCUUACCAUGUCAUCUGGAGAACAAGCCAGACUUCAGUCAUCUCCGAGAGAAGGAGAAUCAUUAUAGACAAAAUUACAAACGAAAUUACGAUCGACGACAUGGUACUCGACCCUUAUCAGAUAUGAACCCAGGAACCAAAGUUUGGAUAUCUGAUUUGAAACGUGAAGGAAAAGUCGUAGAAAAGUUAAACUCACCACGAUCUUAUAAAGUACUGACGGACAAAGGAACCAUAGUUCGAAGAAACCGGUUUCACUUACAACCAAUGCCAAACAUUCAAAAGGAAAGUUACCACAACCAUCAAGCAUCAACAAAUAGUCAGAAGGAUCAUUGCCACAACCAUCAACCAUCAACAAGUAGUCAGAAGGAUCAUCGAUCUGAGGAAGACAACGGUAUGUGCUUAACAAACUUUUCAACAGAUAACCGUAACAGUCAACCAUUAACAAGAGGUCCGAUGGAUCAUCAUGAAGACAUGCCAAACUUUUCAACGGUUCCUCCAAACACCUCUGGAAUGUCUUCUGCUAACAUAACAACCCGAUCAAGACGACUUAUAAAACCUCCCCAGAAACUCAACCUUUAA
Macrosteles quadrilineatus (aster leafhopper) is the source of this 1572-nucleotide messenger RNA. RefSeq lists its product as uncharacterized. Gene Ontology annotation, molecular function: nucleic acid binding. NCBI's taxonomy places the organism in Eukaryota, Metazoa, Arthropoda, Insecta, Hemiptera, Cicadellidae. Gene Ontology annotation, biological process: DNA integration. Bases 1 to 1572 code for a protein of 523 amino acids. The transcript has a single exon. The record is from RefSeq and is a predicted model, not a curated record.